Mugil cephalus (flathead mullet) is the source of this 1335-nucleotide messenger RNA. RefSeq names its product phosphoribosyl pyrophosphate amidotransferase (gene ppat). Gene Ontology annotation, molecular function: amidophosphoribosyltransferase activity. The record is from RefSeq and is a predicted model, not a curated record. The transcript has 9 exons. Gene Ontology annotation, biological process: purine nucleotide biosynthetic process; purine nucleobase biosynthetic process. Lineage: Eukaryota; Metazoa; Chordata; Actinopteri; Mugiliformes; Mugilidae. The coding region runs from base 1 to 1335 and encodes 444 amino acids.
AUGGGAUUAGUGAGCACUGCUUUCUCACCAGAGGCUCUUCUGAAACUGCGCCAUGGUAACCUUGGCAUUUGCCACACACGCUAUUCAACCACUGGGAUCUCAGAGCUGCAGAACUGCCAGCCCUUUGUGGUGGAUACACUGCAUGGCAAGAUUGCUGUAGCACACAAUGGGGAGCUGGUAAAUGCCCAUGCCUUGAGAAAAAAGGUAAUGCGCCACGGUGUCGGCCUCUCCACCAGCUCGGACAGCGAGCUCAUCACCCAGCUGCUGGCCUUUACUCCACCCAUGGAGGAGCUGCACUCACCUGACUGGGUGGCCAGAAUCAAAAACCUCAUGACUGAAACUCCUACAUCAUACUCCCUGCUGGUCAUGUUCAAAGAUGUCAUCUAUGCGGUGCGUGACCCUUACGGAAACCGGCCCCUCUGCAUUGGACGGGUUGUUCCCGUCUCUAAGCUCCACAGUUCAGGUGCUGGUGAGGGGGACACCGAGGGGUGGGUUGUGUCAUCGGAGUCGUGCAGCUUCCAGUCCGUCGGUGCCAAGUAUUACAGAGAGGUUUUACCAGGAGAGAUAGUCCAGAUAUCCAGACAUGGAGUCAAGUCUCUGAGCGUCGUGCCCCGUCCUGAGGGAGACCUUCCUGCAUUCUGUAUUUUUGAAUAUGUCUAUUUCGCCAGACCAGACUCCAUUUUUGAAGGACAGAUGGUCUAUACUGUGAGGCAGCGCUGUGGACGACAGUUAGCCAUCGAAGCUCCCACUGCAGCAGACGUGGUCAGCACCGUGCCGGAGUCUGCAACCCCCGCCGCUCUGGGCUACGCUCAGCAGUCUGGUCUACCAUACAUAGAGGUCCUGUGUAAGAACCGCUACGUUGGGAGGACAUUUAUUCAGCCAAAUACCCGCCUGAGGCAGCUGGGAGUGGCCAAGAAGUUCGGGGCAUUGACGGACAACUUUGCGGGGAAACGGGUGGUUCUGAUUGAUGACUCCAUCGUCAGAGGCAACACCAUCUCCCCCAUCAUCAAACUGCUGAAGGAAGCUGGGGCAACGGAGGUCCAUAUCAGGGUGGCGUCUCCACCGAUCAGGUUCCCUUGCUACAUGGGCAUCAACAUCCCAACUAAGGAGGAGCUCAUUGCCAAUAAGCCAGAGUUUCAGGACAUUGCUGGUUAUAUUGGUGCCGACAGCGUUGAGUAUCUGACUGUGGAGGGUCUGGUCUCAGCUGUUCAAGAGGGCAUCGCCUCCCACCAGGAGAAAGACGACAUGAUCAGCUCCAGUAACAAGUCCAGCAAGAGGGUGGGCCACUGCACCGCCUGCCUCACUGGGAAGUAUCCAGUGGAGCUGGAGUGGUAA